AUUUUUAGAUACCCCCACUAAGGGUUUUAUUUAUUUAUUAUUAAUAAUUGCCCACCAAUGGUAUUUAGGAAUUAGGAGUUUAGAAAAGUGUCAUGGCCUACGUAAUGUGUUAUCGUAGAUAACUUACUUAGGCAUAGACAGAGAUAGGAAAACGUCACGGCCUACAUAGAAAAGUCAGAUAUAACUAAAAUUACAAGGGUGGAUAAUGUCAUAGCUCACUACAAUAUGGGGAUCCAUAACUAACCAACAAGACUAAUUGCGGGUUAGGUACAAGUUGUCAAGUUGUGAAAUCACUUGUCAUAUUAAUAAAUUAAUCGAUUGGAGAAAAAGAACCGGUUUCUUGAAUUUUUCUGCUUUCUUAUAAUACUAAACUAAAAAUAAUUUAUAGGAGUCGUAUAGUACACUGAGCACUAUUUGUACCUAAACCGCAAUUAGUGUUGUUGGUUAGUCAUGGAUUGGCAAGAGUGUAUGACAAGAAAUUAUUCAAUUGAACAGCAGGAUAGCUAUAGUCCUCCCUACUAAUAAAAACAAGAAUUUAUUUCGUGACUUUCAUUCUAUGUUGAAUAAUUUCUCAUGAUUUUUUGAUCCAGUCUCCGUUGGCAGAAGAAGAUGUCAUGGUAUACGUUAUAAAGAUAGACAUUAACAAUUUCUACUUCAAGGUUCAACAAUACUUUGAAAACUCAAUAAUAAAAUAUAUACAGCACCUGCGGCAAAUUAAACACCUAUAAAACUAUACCUAGAGCAGAACUAUAAAUUUUCAGAUAAGCCAUCUUCUACAUUAAUAAUACAAACUCUUCCUAUAAAAAAAAAAGGUACAAACUCUUCAAUUUUCAUAACAAAUGGCAGAAACAACCAUAAAUCCGGGGAUUAAGAGGAUUGCAGUUGUAACCGGAGCCAAUAAAGGGAUUGGAUUUGAGAUAUGUAGACAAUUAGCUUCAAAUGGGAUCAGGGUGGUUUUAACUGCUAGAGAUGUAAGGAGGGGCAAUGAAGCAAUUGAAAAACUCAAAGCUAAAGGAUGCUCUGAUGUGGUUUUUCAUCAACUAGAUGUGAUGGACCCAACUACCAUUUCCUCUUUGGCAGAUUUCAUCAAAACCCACUUUGGGAAGCUUGACAUAUUGGUAAAUAAUGCGGGGAUUACUGGAUCCAUAACUAACCCAGAGGAACAUAGAAAACUUAGCGUUGAUCAAAUUUUUGGUCCAAAUGCCAUACCUCUGAAGGAAGUCAUGAAGCAAACUUAUCAAACAACUGAGAACUGUUUGAGAACAAACUACUAUGGGACCAAGCAAGUGAGCGAAGCACUUAUUCCACUUCUUCUAUUAUCCAAUUCAGGAAGAAUGGUAAAUGUGUCCUCCACCUUGGGACAAUUAAAGCUUAUUUCAAAUGCGAAAGCAAAGAAAGAACUUGGAGAGGUUGAUGACCUCACAGAAGAGAAAGUGGACAAGGUGGUAGAGGGAUUUCUAGAAGAUGUCAAGGAGAAUUUGAUUGAAACCAAAGGUUGGCCCGUUAAUAUUUCUGCUUACAUAGUCUCCAAGGCAGCUCUUAAUGCAUACACAAGGGUUCUAGCAAAGAAAUACCCCAAAAUAGCAAUCAACUCCGUGAAUCCUGGGUAUACCAGCACAGAUUUGAACCAUAAUAGUGGAGUUUUGACUGUUGAAGAAGGUGCAAAAGGUCCUGUGAUGUUGGUUUUGAUGCCUGAAGGUGGGCCUUCUGGCCUCUUCUUUGAUCAAAUGGAAGUAUCAACCUUUGAAUAAGAAUGAUGCUACCCAAAUGAGUAAAUAAGCAGAAUGAAGAAACAUGGAGAAUAAAAAUGUAUGUUGAGGAAGCUUAUUUAAAUCUUAUAGUUGGUUUAUUUAGAUCUUGCUUUGAUCAAUAAUAGCAUUAGAAAUUUUUUUUUCCUA
Messenger RNA from Quercus robur (English oak), 1898 nucleotides. RefSeq names its product salutaridine reductase-like. The transcript is spliced from 6 exons. The coding region runs from base 840 to 1751 and encodes 303 amino acids. Gene Ontology annotation, cellular component: membrane. The record is from RefSeq and is a predicted model, not a curated record. Lineage: Eukaryota; Viridiplantae; Streptophyta; Magnoliopsida; Fagales; Fagaceae. Gene Ontology annotation, molecular function: oxidoreductase activity, acting on the CH-OH group of donors, NAD or NADP as acceptor.